AUGUUCGGCUUCGGUUCGCGAAAGAACGAGUUCAUUGUCGAGGGCCGGACAGUUGUUGUGACCGGUGGCUCUGAUGGCAUGGGCAGGGCUGUGGCAGCUCAAUUGGCCAAGAAAGGCGCAAACGUCGUGGUGGUUGCACGGACAGUCUCCAAGCUCCAAGACACCGUUGAAGACCUCAAGGCCAACAACCAGAAUGUGCCCAAGCAGCGGUUCCAUUAUAUAAGUGCCGACCUCACCCAAUCCGCAGAGUGCGGGCGAGUAAUUGAUGAGGUCACGGCCUGGAACGAAGGAGCUCCUCCGGAUGUCGUCUGGUGCUGCGCUGGUUUCUCCCACCCUGGCUUCUUCGUCGACGUUCCCAUUCCGGUCCAGAGACAGCAGAUGGACACCAUCUACUGGACGGCGGCAAACACCGCUCACGCGACUCUUCGAAGCUGGCUGACUCCUGUUCCGCCCAGUGGACAAAUGAAGACCCCGCGGCGACACCUCAUUUUUACCUGUUCUACUCUGGCAUUCAUCCCGAUCGCCGGUUAUGCACCCUACUCGCCCGCCAAGGCAGCCAUUCGCUCCCUUUCUGAUACUCUCAGCCAAGAGAUUGAGAUGUACAAUGGGGUCCACUCCCAGCGGCAUCGCCGCGACGCCCCGGCAGCGGAUAUCAAGGUCCACACGGUUUUCCCAAUGGGCAUUCUCUCUCCCGGCUUUGACAACGAGCAGAAGAUCAAGCCCGACCUGACCAAGAAGCUCGAAGAGGCCGACAAGCCCCAGACUCCCACAGAAGUGGCCCAAGUUGCCAUCAGUGCUCUGGAGCGCGGCGAGUAUCUGAUCACCACUAUGUUCGUUGGCCAUGUCAUGAAGGGCGCCGCGCUCGGACCUAGUCCGAGAAACAGUAUUAUGGGCGACACUUUCCUCAGUUGGCUCAGCAGUCUGGUGUUUUUGCAAGUGAUUCCGGAUCUUCGCAACACGGCAUUUAACUGGGGAAAGAAGAACGGGCUCCCCAGACGCACGUCGACAUGA
Molecule: messenger RNA, 1011 nt
Organism: Penicillium alfredii
Lineage: Eukaryota; Fungi; Ascomycota; Eurotiomycetes; Eurotiales; Aspergillaceae
Gene: ksrA
Product: 3-dehydrosphinganine reductase
Exons: 3
Coding region: 1-1011 (336 amino acids)
Biological process (GO): sphingolipid biosynthetic process
Cellular component (GO): endoplasmic reticulum membrane
Molecular function (GO): 3-dehydrosphinganine reductase activity
Source: RefSeq, a predicted model, not a curated record